AUGUCAGGUCAUAAGGAAAUACAGUUUCACUCUUUGAGGAAGGAUGAGCUGGUAUACGAGGUCUCGAUCAGAUCCGAGACUCCGGGUAGUACUGUAGAUGAGCUUAGGAGGCAGAUGCGAGGCCUCAUGAUUGAGUGCCCCUCGACUGCCAUAUUAGAAACAAAUAUAGACAGCAACACCGAAUUAGUAAUAAUUAAUGAUAAGUUAAAUGAACUAGCCACAAUUAUUGAAGGAUGGGGAAAAUCAGGUGAUAGGGGAUCUAUAGCAAGGGCAGAGGCCCUAGCCUAUCACCUGUUUCAUAGAGUAAACAGAUUGAAGGUCGACGAAUCAGCUAAGGUUUCAGCCAAGGUCGGGGAGGCCAGACUGAGAUUAGGAAAAUUUAUUGCAAUCAUUGAAGCGCCUGGAAAAAAUGUUUCAGAACAAUUGUCUACAUCUUCUAAGCCGUCACCUUCAGCGGAGGCUUCGGAAAUAGAGUGCUCCGGGGACAAAAACCUGGCGAAGUGGAACCUAAAAUUUAAUGGCUCCACCGAUCCGCGCUCCUUCGUCGAACGAGUGGAGGAGCUUCAGCUUUGCUACGGUGUCUCUGAGGCUAAACUCUUCAGGUCGGCGGUUCAGCUGUUUGAAGAUCAGGCACUACUCUGGUACAGAGGUAUCAGAGAUCAGCACCGCUGAACAAGCUGACCAGCAAAGGGAGGAACGCGCCGAGGUUCCAGUGGAACGAGGCAGCUGACAAGGCCUUCUCGUUGCUAAAAAAUGCAUUGGUGUCAGCUCCAGUAUUAGCAGUUCCUGAUUUUAGUAAGCCUUUUACUGUCCAUUGUGAUGCUUCGUCGUACGGUUUGGGGGGAAUGUUGUCACAGAUGAUCGAGGGUCACGAUCAUCCGAUAGCUUAUGUUAGUAGAUCUUUAAAUAAGAAUGAAAGGAACUACAGUGCUACGGAACGGGAGGCCCUAGCAGUCAUAUUUGCAGUCGAAAAGUUCCAAGCGUACUUAGGAAGUAGGAAGUUCACGAUAGUUACAGACCAUUCGUCUUUAAAGUGGUUUUUGAAUUUGGAAAAUCCUUCUGGUAGGUUAGCUCGAUGGGGUUGCCGACUGUCUCAAUUCGAUUUUGAGAUAGAACAUAGAAAAGGCACAGACAAUGUAGUUCCUGAUGCUCUAUCGCGACUCAUGAAAGUUGAGGCAAUCCAUGCAACGUCUGAUACACCUACCUCAGGUAUGAAAGAUGAAUGGUAUGAGAGGAUAAAAAAUAAUUGUGUUUCUAAACCUACACACUUUCCAAAUUAUAUGGUUAAAGAUAAUAUUUUAUUUCGCUUAAGUAAAAGCAAGUAUGAUCUAAUAAGCGAGUUUGAUUGGAAAGAGGUCAUUCCAAAAGGUUUGAGAAACAAAAUUAUAAGUGAGAACCAUUGUGAACCAACAGCUGCACACCUAGGUGUUUUUAAAACACAUAGACGCUUAUGUUUAAGAUAUUUCUGGCCGGGUAUGUACAAAGACAUAGAAAAUUUCGUAAAAUCAUGUGACGUAUGUAAAGCAUAUAAACAUUCUACACAAGCAGUCCCUGGUUUGAUGGGGAAACCAAAGGUAUGUUCACGUCCCUUCCAAGUAGUGAGUUUGGACUUAGCGGGUCCACUUCCACGAAGUAGGUCUGGAUACACAUACCUGCUAGUAAUAACGUGCGUUUUCUCUAAAUACACUCUACUAUUUCCGUUACGCCGCGCAACAUCAGCGUUGGUGGCUAAAAACUUCGAAGACGGGUUGGUCCUGGUACAUGGAGCGCCGGAGACGGUAAUCCUGGACAACGGAACACAAAUGACCGGUUCCGAGUUCAGGAAUGUCAUAAAGCGCUACAACGUGCCAAGGCUUCACUAUACUCCUCGUUACACUCCGCAAGUAAACCUGGUAGAACGCUACAACAAAACAAUUAUGACCGCUGUAGCGUCGUAUGUAGAAGAGGAUCAUCGAACCUGGGACCUAAAUCUAAGAAAGAUCCAGUUCGCAAUAAAUAGCGCGAUAAAUGAAUCGACUGGGUUUUCACCGUUUUUCUUAGUACACGCCCGUGAGCCAGUGAUAAACGGAGAUUUCUACUUAGAUACGCAGAGUGAGUACAAGGUAGCUAUGCCACGUGAUGAAUAUGCUGGGAAGUUUGGAUGCAUGGAGGAGAUUUAUGAUAGUGUUCGCAAGAAACUUCUAGAGGCACACGCUAGGAACGCACAAUAUUAUAACCGUAGGCGAAGAAAUGCUAGAUUCGCAGUAGGGGAUUGGGUAUGGAAAACCACAUAUACACAAAGUGACGCGCAAAAAUUCAAAAUGGCAAAGCUUGCUCCUAAAUACGAAAAGUGUAAAAUAGUCAAAGUAUUGUCACCACUAGUAUACGAACUAGAGAGGAAAGACGGUACAAAAAUAGGCUCUUGGCAUAUUAAAGACCUAAAACGGUAGACUAACUCAUAUAUUCGUCCAUAAAGUGUAUAAAUACUAAGUUAGGUACUUAAACACACAAGAAGAAUGGUAAAGUACACUUAUAAAUACAAAUAGGUUACUACAGUUUGAUAGAGUGAUGAAUGAAAGGUCAGUAUAAAUGAUGAGGUAGGUGUGUAUUAGAAAUGGAUGGAUCAAGUUGGAUUGGGUUAGUCGGAAAUUCCUGAAAGGUGAUUAGAGAAAUAUUAUUAUCACGCUAUGAACAAAAUAUAGUUCGUGAGAUAUUUACUGUGCUGUGUUUAACACAGAGACGCUUUGUUCCCAGAGAUCUGUUAGCAAUCGUUGUGCUAGGAAUUAUUCCCAGACUCUGGGCAUUUAUUAUGGAGUCAUAUGAACUCAUUUCACAUGGAGACUCAGUCCCAUGUUGGUAUAUGGUAUAGUGAUAACAUGUAUUACAGUUUGAAAUAGGCUGUGUUAGAUCAA
Molecule: messenger RNA, 2891 nt
Organism: Bicyclus anynana (squinting bush brown)
Lineage: Eukaryota; Metazoa; Arthropoda; Insecta; Lepidoptera; Nymphalidae
Exons: 2
Coding region: 1-672 (223 amino acids)
Source: RefSeq, a predicted model, not a curated record